This is a messenger RNA of Pogona vitticeps (central bearded dragon), 1055 nucleotides long. It is a transcript of the gene HOXD8, whose product is annotated as homeobox D8. Gene Ontology annotation, cellular component: nucleus. Gene Ontology annotation, molecular function: DNA-binding transcription factor activity, RNA polymerase II-specific; RNA polymerase II transcription regulatory region sequence-specific DNA binding. Gene Ontology annotation, biological process: regulation of transcription by RNA polymerase II. The record is from RefSeq and is a predicted model, not a curated record. Lineage: Eukaryota; Metazoa; Chordata; Lepidosauria; Squamata; Agamidae.
CACCACCACCAGCACCACCAGCCGCCGCCGCCGCCGCCACUGCCGACGCUGGUCCCGCCACAGACGUCCUGCGCCGGCCUGCCUUGUCCCGGGGACCCGGCCAAGUUUUACGGAUACGAUAACUUACAGAGACAGCCGAUUUUUACGACACAUCAAGAGGCCGAGCUGGUCCAGUAUCCUGACUGUAAAUCGUCCAGUGCUAAUAUUGGCGAGGAACCAGAGCCCUUAAAUCAAGGCGCGUCUCCUUCUCCAGUGUUUCCCUGGAUGAGACCACAAGCAGCUCCUGGUAGAAGGCGAGGAAGACAAACCUACAGCCGGUUCCAAACUUUAGAGCUGGAAAAGGAGUUCCUUUUUAACCCGUACCUGACCAGGAAACGAAGGAUCGAGGUCUCCCACGCCCUGGGACUCACGGAAAGGCAGGUCAAGAUCUGGUUUCAAAACCGGAGGAUGAAGUGGAAGAAAGAGAACAACAAGGACAAGUUUCCGGCUUCCAGGCCAGAGGAAAAGGAAGGGGGGGACGCCAAAAAGGAAGUCCAGGAGGACCGAGAGGGAAGAGGGGAAGGCCCAGCGAUGGCGUGAGGUUCUUCUCCUCCUGGUGAAAGACAAUUUUUGGUUUUAGCGGGGAGGCUUUCUCCUGACUUCCUCCUGCUUCUGCUACUCAGGCACCUUUCUUGCAAGAGUCUCACCUUGUCUCUGAAGCUACCUUAGGACAUUUCUGCGCUAGGCAAGAGCUUAUUUUAUUUCUUCUGGUGUGGGGCACCCGGGGUGAAGUCCUAACCAGCUGCUGCAUAUUCCUCCAACUCCACCCUUCACUUCGAGUUUGACACUGAAAAAUCUAGUGAUUUUGUACGUGGCGGGUGUGUGUGUGUCUAUCGGGAAUUUCUCUUCUCUUCUCAGGACAGACCUAUCCAAUGCUUUAAGAAUCAUAUCUACCAAGUGCACUUGUAUCUAUGAAAUUUCCUUCUAGCUUAUAAAGUAAAUUAAUUAAGACAUUGAAUGAUUUGUGUGUGUGUGCUACAGAGGGAAGAAAUAUUUUAAUUAAAUAUUGGUUAUGA